CCAACGAUCAAAAUUCCUCCCCUCCAAAAGAUUUCUACCCUCCAAACUUUAACCACUUUUUGAAAAACCAUAACAGACUACAUUACACACUGACCAAAACAUGGCAGCACUCUCUGCUAUAACAUUCACAACCUCAGGAAUUAAAAAACCCUCUUCAACACUAACAUGCGCGCUUUCUCUUUCAAGCAUACUUCUUCAUUUUCUUGUCUUUCUUAUUUGUCACAUGAAAUAAUGCGGACCUCUGGUCCUCGUCACGAUAAAGAAACAAAUCUGUCUUUGAAGUCCGUUUCUAAGACAAAGAAGUGCAUUCUUGAUGUGGGUUUUGGGUCUUUUAUCUGCUUCUGUUCUUGGUUUCUCACCAAUGGAUGCUGAAGCAACCAGAAUUGAGUAUUAUGCUACUGUAGCAGACCCACCAUGUGAAAUUAACUCUUUUCCCUCUGCCCUUGGUUACUGUGAUGUUCUGUAGGGUCAGGUGUGGUGGAUGCCCAAUAUAAUGAGCUCAUCAAUCAAGGAGCUAUCAAUGAUCUCACCGGAAAAACAACUUUUAAUAGGUAGAUGCCAAAUACCAUUGAAGCGUCACAAUCUUUGUUUUUCUUCCUCUCCCUCGAUACUGGUCCGUGACACUGCAAGAUUUGCUGAUGGUAUAGUCUUGAAAAGAAGCUAUAAACGCGACAGACCUCUCGCCAUGUGCAUUGGUGUUGGAAAGGUCAUUGGGAGAUUGGAUCAGGGAAUUCUAGGUGGUGAAGUGGUGCUCUCAAUGCAAGAAGGUGGAAAACAUAAGCUUCAUAUUCCUCCCCUGUUAGCAUAUGGACCAGAACCUGCAGGAUGCUUCUCAGGUGAUUGCAAUAUCCCUGGUAAUUCAACUCUUCUAUAUGAUAUCAAUUUUGUUCGAGUCCAGUCUAGGAAUAGGAGUAACAAAUAGAUGAAAGUCAAGUGUAGUUCAUCAAGUGAGUCUUCUCUUGUUUCUUGGAAAUGAUAUCAUUACACAUUGUUGGAUCAAUGCUGGGAUUGGAAUCCUGCAACUACUUGGAUUUCCAGAAGCAGCUCUUUUUGUAUACAGACUCACGAUUAUGGGAUCAAGAGCCAUGGCUGGUCAUGUAUGGAAAUUUACUUUUUGAAAGUGCAUAGUAGAGCAUAUUCUUCCCA
Molecule: messenger RNA, 1146 nt
Organism: Populus euphratica (Euphrates poplar)
Lineage: Eukaryota; Viridiplantae; Streptophyta; Magnoliopsida; Malpighiales; Salicaceae
Product: peptidyl-prolyl cis-trans isomerase FKBP16-2, chloroplastic-like
Exons: 5
Coding region: 482-922 (146 amino acids)
Cellular component (GO): chloroplast
Molecular function (GO): peptidyl-prolyl cis-trans isomerase activity
Source: RefSeq, a predicted model, not a curated record